Messenger RNA from Paralichthys olivaceus (Japanese flounder), 3515 nucleotides. The record is from RefSeq and is a predicted model, not a curated record. Lineage: Eukaryota; Metazoa; Chordata; Actinopteri; Pleuronectiformes; Paralichthyidae.
AAGAAAAAUGUAAAUGAGACUAAGAAACUGUCUGAGCUGGAGCCUUUCACRGACUACAGCUGUACCGGUCACAUCAAGGACAACAAUGUCCCCAUAAACAAAACAACUGAAGUUCUCGUCCAGAUCAACUGUGAUCUCAAAAUAACCAUCACAACAAUAACCUCUGACAACACAUCCCUUGAGCUGACUUGGAAAACGGCCAGUGAGAAUUGUGAAGCCGGGAUUCCGAAGCUUUCGUACAACUGCAGCUGUAGAAGCCAUGAAUGGCAUGGUAAAUGGCAUGAGAACUCACCCAGGUCUUCAGAAGAAACCUGCAAGAUUUCAGGUCUGAGUCCAUUCACCGAUUACAACUGCCUGGUCACUGCCACCUACAACAACUUCUUACACACAUCCCCUCCAGUUCAUGGGAGAACCAAGGUUGGAGGUCAGUGACAAACAGAAUGAAACCAGUUGUACUUUUUGGAKCACAACUAGAAUGUGGAGUCAGUGGAGUUACUACCUCCUCCAAAGCCCAACAGACUCCUGAUGAAACCACWUUUAAAUUCACUAGAUCUGGAUUUUUAUUUGGAUCUGCACUAAAAUAAAUAUAAGUCCACUAUUUAACUUUAUUGUAUAUUGUUUAUAAGUGUUAAAAUAUCACUUUUGUGAGUAUGCAUACAGUGUUGUAUAUGUUUUUCUUGACUUUCUUACAGUACCAGASAAAGUUAYUCAACUGAAGCUGAUGGUUAAAGAGCAUAAUACGAUCRAUGUGACCUGCAAACUUUCACAAGAGCGAUUCAAUGGASRUAAUGGAAGWUUCAAAGCACGACUUUUGUAURAUGGUACUGAUCAGUUGGUCACUGAGAAGAAUUCAACAGGAUGUGAUUUUAAAUUCGACAACCUGUACUACUCUACGAGCUACAAAGUGGAGGUGUUUGCUGUCAACAGUGAGUUGGAGAGCAAACCCGAGAUCAAGUCUAUUUCUACUGACUAUAAUGACAAAGCUGUCAUCGGUUUCCUCGUGUUCCUCAUCAUCUUCACAUCUGUGGCUCUGCUGCUGGUCAUCUACAAGAUCUUCGUCUUGAAGCGCAGGAAGUCCCAUGACCUGAGUGAGAACAUGAUACUUAUUUCAACAGCAAAUGAUGAGGAGAACCUGCUGCCCGUCGAGCCGAUUGCAGCAGAGGUGCUGCUGGAAGCCUACAAGAGGAAACUGGCUGAUGAAGGAAGACUGUUCCUGGCUGAGUUUCAGAGCAUCCCCAGAAUCUUCUCCAGGCACGCGGUGAAAGAGGCCAAAAAGCCCUGCAAUGUCCCCAAGAACCGCUACGUGGACAUCUUACCCUAUGAUUAUAACCGUGUCCAGCUGACCACAGGAAACGGCGAAGCAGGAUGUGACUACAUCAACGCCAGCUUCAUUGAUGGGUACAAGGAAGCUAAAAAGUACAUUGCAGCUCAAGGCCCAAAGGAUGAGACUGUGAGUGACUUCUGGAGGAUGGUCUGGGAGCAGCAGUCAUCUAUCAUCGUCAUGGUAACCCGCUGUGAAGAGGGAAACCGGGUCAAGUGUGCGCAGUACUGGCCGUCUCCAGAGAGGGAGACUGAGAUCUUUGAGGAGUUUAUACUGAAGCUGAACUCAGAGGAACACUGUCCCGAUUACACCAUCCGUCACCUCAUCAUAACCAACAAGAGGGAGAAGACCUCAGAAAGGGAGGUGACCCACAUCCAGUUCAUGAGUUGGCCUGACCAUGGCGUCCCAGCGGAGCCACACCUCCUUCUGAAACUGAGGCGGCGCGUCAACAGUUUCAAGAAUUUCUUCAGCGGCCCCAUUGUCCUCCACUGCAGUGCUGGAGUGGGUAGAACAGGGACUUAUAUUGGCAUUGAUGCCAUGAUGGAGGCUCUGGAGGCGGAGGGCAGAGUGGACAUCUACGGUUACAUGGUCAGACUCCGCAGACAGAGAUGCCUCAUGGUUCAAGUGGAGGCCCAGUACAUCCUGAUUCAUCAGGCUCUGGUGGAGCACAACCAGUUCGGAGAGACUGAGAUCCCUCUGUCCGAACUCCACAGCAUCCUGAGCACACUCAAACUGAAAAGCUCUGAGAGCGAACUCACCCUGAUGGAGGAGGAGUUUGAUAGACUCCCCACGUUUCUAAAUUGGAGGACGUUCAACACAGGGAUCACUGAGGAGAACAAGGAGAGGAAUCGCUCUUCGUCUGUCAUCCCCUAUGACUACAACCGAGUGCUGCUGAAGCUCGAUGAAGGACUCAGUCGUGACAGUGAAGCAGGUGAAGAUGAUGAGGAGGAGUCAUCAGAUGAAGAGGAUGAAGAAUCUAGUAGAUACAUCAAUGCCUCCCAUGUCAAUGGAUACUGGGGCCCACGUGCCCUCAUCGCAGCACAGACUCCACUGCCAGACACCAUGGCUGAUUUCUGGCUGAUGGUUUACCAGAAGAAGGUGUCCACUAUCGUCAUGCUCUCAGAGGAGAAUAAGGAGUCUGACACUGUGUACUGGGAUAAAGACAAGAGGACAUUUGGGGACUUGGAGGUGGAGGUGGCGAGUACAGACGCCAACCCGACUUUCAUCAGCCGCAACCUGCUGAUCCGCCAUGUUAGGAGGACAGAGAGUCGCUCGGUGAGACAGUUCCAGUUCCUGAAGUGGGUGAACAGGGAGCUGCCGGAGACACCGCAGUGUCUCGCAGACAUGAUGAAGGAGAUCAAGAACAGCGGUGGAGGCAGUAAAUCACAGACAACCGUGGUCCACUGCAAUGACGGCUCGUCCCGCACCGGGGUUUUCUGCGCCCUGUGGAAUAUGCUGGACAGCGCUCAGACGGAGAAAUUGGUGGAUGUUUUCCAGGUGGUCAAAACUCUACGUAAGGAGAGACAGAACAUGAUCUCCAGCCUGGAGCAGUACCAGUUCUUGUAUGAGACAAUGCAGAUGGUCUUCCCCGUCCAGAAUGGGGAAGUGAAAGCAGUGCAGGCCUCUCCAGCUGACUCCAUCCAGAUUAUCAGUGAAACCAAAGCAGAGGAGCAGCCAGACAGCGCUGCCAGCAGCAAGCAGCCGGAGGCAGCAGAGAGCACUCAACUGAUGAUUGUGGAAGAGAAAAAUGUGGAGCCUGAUAAAGACUCCGGGCUGAUGGAGGACACCAGCAACAGCUCCACUGUCCCUCUGGAGAUCUGAGGAGCAGGGGCACGCAGGGGCUGGGCCUUUUCCUGUGGAGAUAUCUGCUGCAGCUGAAUGCUCUCUUUUCAGUUUCUUCAGGAAUGUAUAGAAACUGUUAAACUCAAUGUGGUUCAAGUUCUUAAGUGUUGAAGAAUUUGAUCAAAUGUUUUAAUUUUAAUUUCCAAAGAGAGAAAAAUAUAGUUUGAGUAAGUUAUAAAUAUUUUAGUAGCUAAAUGUGUAAGGAUGCAAGUGUGAACAAUGUUAAUGCUGUGGUCAAACUCCAGACUUUGGAUUUACUGUUUAUUGAAAGGUAAAAGAACAAAAUUUUCAAAUAUACAAUAUGUUGUUUUAUAUUCCACUGUAACAUGCAUUUCAGUUGAGAGAGUUAGUU